Molecule: messenger RNA, 654 nt
Organism: Colletotrichum abscissum
Lineage: Eukaryota; Fungi; Ascomycota; Sordariomycetes; Glomerellales; Glomerellaceae
Product: ribosomal protein L1p/L10e family protein
Exons: 3
Coding region: 1-654 (217 amino acids)
Biological process (GO): translation; maturation of LSU-rRNA
Cellular component (GO): cytosolic large ribosomal subunit
Molecular function (GO): RNA binding; structural constituent of ribosome
Source: RefSeq, a predicted model, not a curated record
AUGUCGAAAAUUACGGUUGCCAACGUCCGCACUCAGGUCUCUGAGCUGCUCGAGUACUCUCUCGAGACCAAGAAGCGCAACUUCCUCGAGUCUGUCGAGCUUCAGAUCGGCCUCAAGAACUAUGACCCCCAGCGUGACAAGCGUUUCUCCGGCACCGUCCGCCUCCCGGUCGUCCCCCGCCCCAACAUGAGCAUCUGCAUUCUCGGUGACCAGCACGAUAUCGAUCGUGCCAAGCACGGUGGUGUUGACGCCAUGUCCGCCGACGACUUGAAGAAGCUCAACAAGAACAAGAAGCUCAUCAAGAAGCUCGCUCGCAAGUACGACGCCUUCGUCGCUUCCGAGACCUUGAUCAAGCAGAUCCCCCGUCUCUUGGGUCCCGGUCUGUCCAAGGCCGGCAAGUUCCCCACCCCCGUCUCCCACGCCGACGAUCUCUCUGGCAAGAUCACCGAGGUCAAGUCCACCAUCAAGUUCCAGCUGAAGAAGGUUCUCUGCAUGGGUGUCGCCGUCGGCAACGUCGGCAUGACCCAGGAGCAGCUGAUUGCCAACAUCAUGUUGGCCAUCAACUACCUCGUCUCCCUGCUGAAGAAGGGCUGGCAGAACGUUGGAAGCUUGACCAUCAAGGCUUCCAUGUCUCCCCCCAAGCGCCUCUACUAA